AUGUUUGGGUCAAAUGGAGCUAAAGUAAUUACUAAUACAUUUCUUAAUAACGAAAUUCAAGAUAAUUUACAAACACGAUUAAUACAAAGUUCAUCACGCAUUGUUGUUAUAUUGGCUGAAUCGAGCCAUACUAGAUUAAUCUUACAAGAAGCACUAGAUUCUGAUGUACUUGGUCCAAAAUUUACAUGGAUACUAAGUUCAAGUAUAUCAUUAACUUCAUUUAAUUCAAUAUUUUAUUCAAAAUUGAUUGGAAUGCUAAUUAUUGAACAAGUUACAGGAGCUAUCAUCAGUGAAUCAGUUAAUACGACAUUAUUGAAUACAGCCUAUCAGAUUUGGAAAGAAUAUGAACCUGAAUCAUUUCCUGGAUCAAUGAAUGUUAGUAAUUAUGCGUUAUAUACAUUUGAUGUUACUUAUUCAUUAAUUCAAUCUUUAUAA
Adineta steineri is the source of this 435-nucleotide messenger RNA. The record is from the annotation of a GenBank genome assembly. NCBI's taxonomy places the organism in Eukaryota, Metazoa, Rotifera, Eurotatoria, Adinetida, Adinetidae.